Molecule: messenger RNA, 1320 nt
Organism: Tetrahymena thermophila SB210
Lineage: Eukaryota; Ciliophora; Oligohymenophorea; Hymenostomatida; Tetrahymenidae
Exons: 2
Source: RefSeq, a predicted model, not a curated record
AUGUAUCAAACAUAUCAUUACGCUGGUAGAAACUAUAUGCAAUUUUCAUAAAACCCUGUUUAGAAUAAAAAGCAAGAUAUUUAAAAUGGAUAUUCUGAAUAGUGCUUAAAACAAAUUGAGUAAUGCUAAUGUUGCUCAUUCUAUAUUUUUGAUAUUGAUGAGCCAGGCUCUUUGAUAGAUCCAUAAAAUUAGAUUUUUUUGAUAGGUUAGAAUAAGAGUGUUAAAUAAACCAAUGGCGAAUCAAAUUUGCUUUAUUUAAAGGCACGCUUUAUAAGAGUUAUAGGAGUAAUUGAGAAAGAUAUUUAUCAGAUUUUAAACUUAUUAGUAAUUAAUGAGGAAGGAGAAUUAUAAGUUUUAAAUCUAAUUCUUUAUACAUAAUAAGUCCCUGAUGUAAGUUUUGAUUUCAUAUCAUAGAAUCUAUAGCCUGAUUAAGUAUAUGCUUUUGAAAUAUAAUUGAUUGAAAUGGCUGACAUUUUUGAAUUUAAGUAAUAUUCACAGGCAAAGACUAUAAAAGGAGCUCCAAGGCUUAUUCAUAUGCAUUAAAAUUAAACUUUGAAAUCAGACUAGAUAAAGUCUUAUCCAAACUUGCAGUUAUCUAAUUUACAUGAAAUAUAAUAUGAUUUAAAAAGACACAUUGUACAUAAAGUCUAUAACAUUUUAGGCGUUUUGAAAUAUUAUUCUAUUCAAAAGUUGGAUAAUUUUUAAUAUCCUGAAUAAAACUGUUUUGCAUAUUUGCAUUUAGUUGAUAGAAAUUCAUAGUCUUUCAAAGCUAAAGUAUGGGGAAAUUCUGAUGAAUUUAGUUAAUUAAAAGCUAAGUAAGUUAUACUCCUAAUGAAUUACAAAAUAGAUUAUCAAAAUAUUUAGAAUUAGCUUUCAACUUAGAGUUAAAUUUCUGCCUCUUUUGCUGAAUAAUAAGCUGAAAUUCAAUUAUAAAGUAUAGGUUUUUCUAGAUAUGAGAUAAAUCCUGUGUUUAUCAGCCCAAGUGAUCUAAAUCAAUUAGAAUUUGUAAGAGAUCAGAUAUUCUUUUCUACUAUCAACGAACUGAAUUACAUGAAGGGAUUUUUUGACGAGAUAGUUCUUACUGAAAUGUUAAUUGAAGUUGCUUAUCUUAAUGAAUAUCCCUUAAGAAUUACAUUUCAAGAUGUAAAUUACUAAACUAUUUCAACAGUAGUAGAAAACAAAGAUCUAGAAGAUAGUUUAAGGAAGGAAAACCUUGAUGAAUAUUCAAGCUGCUAUUUUAAUCUUUACAUUCGUCCAAAGUUAAGCUUUGAAGCUAAUGGCUAAUAAAAUGUAGUAUUAUACCUUAGAGAUUUAAAUUGA